AUGCACAUUCACGACGUCCUCAUCAUCGGUGCCGGUCCUGCUGGACUCGCAGUUGCAGCUCGCCUUCGUGAGGGCACGCCCUCUGCCACGUUUACGGAUGACGAACACCAGCGGUAUCACUGGAUUCGGAAGCAUGGGCGGAAAAUGAACAUCAAGAACUAUCGAAAGAAUACGAAUUCUUUGCCUACGCCUCCCUCGACUCCUGGCAACUCUGACUGCGGUUGCGACCACGAUACACCUCACACGGACGAAAUGAUAGACAUGAUUAUCGUUGAUGCUGAUGGCGCGGAUUGGAUGACGAAGUGGAACCGUCUGUUCAAAACCUUUGGCAUAGACUACUUGCGCAGUCCAAUGUUCUUCCAGAUUGAUCCUGCGGACCGAGAUGCGCUGCUUGGAUAUGCGUAUGAGAAAAACAGAGAGAAGGAACUUCAAGCUCUUCCGGGAUGUGCAGGCAAGGAGAUCAGCAAACAUCGCAAGAAGAAGAAAUUGAAUAUGCAAGGAAAGGGGAGAUUCCUGGGCCGGACACCUGACGUCGAUGAGAGAGACCGAAAAGACUACUUUGUACCCAGUACCGACUUGUUCACCGCGCAUUGCCAAGAAGUUAUCAAACGGUAUCGAUUGGAAAAUGACAUACUCAGGCAGGAACGCGUUGUCGAUAUUGAGUACGACAAGGUUAGUGCAUUUGCAGAUGCAGAGCACGACAGCGUCGUCUCGGAUGAUAUCUCAGAAGAUGACAGGAAGAUCUUUCGCGUGACGACUACACAAGGGGUUCGCUUUGCAAAUGUUGUCAUACUCGCUGUUGGUCCCGGGAACGCGCCUUCCAUACCUGCCAUCCUUGGUCUGUCAACGCAAUGUCCGCACGAAGGCUAUGUCCACGCAAUGCAAAUAAAACAGUUUCCACCACCUCAUGUAGCAGCAAAGAUCAAGGAACGCCGUUCGACAAACAUGCUCAUUGUAGGUGGCGGCCUGACCAGCAUUCAGCUUGCAGACUUGGCCCUCAAGCGUGGUGUGAGCAGAGUUUGGCUGCUGAUGCGCGGUCCAUUGAAAGUCAAAUAUUUCGACGUCGAUCUGGACUGGGUGGGGAAGUUCAGAAACUUCAACCAAGCGGCAUUCUGGAGCGCAGACACAGAUGAAGAGCGAUGGGAGAUGAUCGCAAAAGCUCGCAACGGAGGGAGCAUGACACCGCGCUACCGCAAGAUCCUCGAUGCUCACGUAGCAAGCAGCAGGAUCUCCCUCCAUACCCAUACAACCCUCCAAUCUUUGCGUUGGGAUUCGCUUUCGAAGACAUGGGUGUCCGUCGUAUCCUCACCCAAUGUCGCCUUCCCGUCGAUUGAUCAUAUCGUCUUCGCAACGGGCAUCCAAUCCGACAUACGUACCAUUCCCUUCCUCCAAGCCAUCCAGAAACAGCAUCCGAUCCCGUACGUAGGCGGCCUACCCUGCUUGAACGACGACUUGAUGUGGAAGGACGAAAUUCCACUCUUCGUGACUGGGCGGCUAGCUGGCUUGAGGCUUGGACCCGGAGCUUCCAAUUUGGUGGGUGCGAGGAUCGGUGCGGAGAGAAUUGCUUGGAAUGUGGAGGAUGUGUUGAAGAAGAUGGGGAAGUUGCAGAAGGUUGGGCAGGGAUAUGAGGACGAUUCUGAGAGUGGCGAUGAGAAGAUGGCUGCUUAUGCUGCGGCCAGAGAUAAUCGGUUUGGGAGUCUGGCGGGGGUUGAUGUGGAUGCUUAA
Molecule: messenger RNA, 1725 nt
Organism: Dothidotthia symphoricarpi CBS 119687
Lineage: Eukaryota; Fungi; Ascomycota; Dothideomycetes; Pleosporales; Dothidotthiaceae
Product: FAD/NAD(P)-binding domain-containing protein
Exons: 2
Coding region: 1-1725 (574 amino acids)
Source: RefSeq, a predicted model, not a curated record